AGCCAAGCCGCACAGGUCCAGACCUAACCUCUGCUUCAGAAUCAAGCUGUACGUUUUUAGUUGCUGGAAGAGCUUCUAGAAACAGGAAUGACAGUCAGCGUGUUUCUGGCUCUAUUGCUCCCCCUGCUGGUUGGGAGCACCUCAGCUUCUCAGGAACUGUUCCCGACAGACUGCUCUGAUGUCUACACUAACGGACAAAACCUGAGUGGAGUUUACACCAUCUACCCUGCAGGUGACACACCUGUACAGGUGUUCUGUGACAUGGGCAAUAAUGGACAAACAAAGGAUGGAAACUGGACGGUGUUUCAGAGGAGAAUGGAUGGCAGUGUGAACUUCUACAGACCAUGGGAGCAGUACAAGAAUGGAUUUGGGAACAAAAAUGGAGAAUACUGGCUGGGAUUGGAGAAUGUCUACCAGCUCAUCAGCAAGAGAAAGUAUGAGCUGAGAGUGGACCUGGAGGACUUUGAGGGAGGAAAGGUUUACGCCCAGUACUCUACUUUCUCUGUGGACUCUGAAGUCAACGGCUACAAACUCACCGUUGGUGGAUUCGUUAGUGGAGGAGCAGGUGACUCACUGGCAUACCACAAUGGACAGAAGUUCUCCACCUUCGACAGAGACCAGGACACUGAUGUCAAUAGAAACUGUGCUAAAACCUACCUCGGAGCAUUUUGGUACAAUAUUUGCCAUUCUACUAACCUCAAUGGUAUCUAUCUGUGGGGACGGGACGGCACGAUUUAUGCUAUUGGAAAUGUGUGGUAUGACUGGAAAGGCAUUGACUAUGGUCUGAAGUCCAUCACUAUGAAGAUCAGGCCUGUGCCUUAGGCCCAUUUGAUGGGCUUCUCUUGCUAAAAUCUGACAAGAGAUUUGUAUUUGCUUUUUUCUUUUUAGCAUGUAAUCUUUACAGAGAGAUGCAAAGUUUAAGUAUUUUAGUAGAAGAAUUCUGUUAUUCAAAUUUGUGCAUGUAUUAUUCAACACAUCAAUUUUAAUAAAACUUGCUGUAGAACCGCAAA
Pygocentrus nattereri (red-bellied piranha) is the source of this 1010-nucleotide messenger RNA. Its product is annotated as microfibril-associated glycoprotein 4-like. Lineage: Eukaryota; Metazoa; Chordata; Actinopteri; Characiformes; Serrasalmidae. The transcript is spliced from 6 exons. Gene Ontology annotation, biological process: elastic fiber assembly. Bases 88 to 822 code for a protein of 244 amino acids. The record is from RefSeq and is a predicted model, not a curated record.